Molecule: messenger RNA, 563 nt
Organism: Arachis ipaensis
Lineage: Eukaryota; Viridiplantae; Streptophyta; Magnoliopsida; Fabales; Fabaceae
Source: RefSeq, a predicted model, not a curated record
UCUUACGAGCUCCUUCCGCCGCCAUUCUCGUCGCUACUUUUUCUCUCCUCGCCGGAGGUUUGUCAUCAUCUCUUCUCAUCGCCGUUAGUUCAGGGAAGAAGAAAGAGCAGAAAAGAAUGGGUGAGGAGAAUAAGGUAGUUGGAGAAGGUGAGAAGAAGAAAGAAGAAAGUGUUGGUGCCACUGCUGUUGUUGGUGAUGGAGAGGAGGAAAAGAAUAAGAAAAAGAAUAAGAGUAAGAAGCAGGGGUUAAUUUCUCGAAUUUGGAAUGGGAUAUUCAGAAGACGUAGUGAUGAUUUUGAGAAGAGGUUGCAAUAUAUUUCCAAAGAGGAAGCUGCGGUUAUGGCCAGGGUCAAUCGGAGAAACCGGUCGUGGCGGAGAACUUCGCGCCAGAUCAUCAUAAUCUCUGUUAUAUUUGAGGUACAUUUUCUAUUGCUGGAUGAAUGGGUUUAUCUUUGUGUGUUUUUGUUUGUUAUAAAUCAUUUCUCAUAUGAAUAGAUUUGUGUAUUUUAACAUGCCAUUCUAUGCUAGAGUUUCUUUGAGCUUGAAGCGCGAAAAACUACAAAC